GGAAUUCAAUCGAAAUGCGAAAUCGUCAAACUUUCACUUGGGUUUUGUAUACUCUGUCGUGGCCGCAGGGACAAGUGUUGGACACUGCGCGAAUAAAAAGUAUUUCGAUUGUCGAGAGCGGCAUUUCUUCAUUUCGCAGCAUCCAGUGACAUCCUCAUCGUUACAUGGCGCGCGAACCUUCGACGCCGACGGCGACGCCCUACAACGGCGGCAGUCCCAAGAAAGAAUGCAACGAUGUGUUCUUCUUGCUCAUCUUCCUCGGUGUCUUCGUCAUGACGAUCGUGUUUGGCGUGACCUACGGCGGGACCCUCGUCGACAUCACCAAAGCCAAGGACCUGAGUGGCUCGUCCGGGUUCAAACUCGUGCUAGAAUACGCCGUGUACGCGGGAAUGCUGUCGACGCUUCUCUCGAUCUCGUGGAUCGUCGUGCUGAUGUUCAUGGGCGAGUUCAUGAUCUGGUUCACCCUCGCGUCGAUGAUCUUGGCGUGCAUCCUCACCGCCAUCUUCAUGACCAAGCGACUGCAUGAACUCGGAGACUCGUACUAUUGGUGGCCCGCCGCUGUGUUUGGGACCGCUGCGCUUCUCCUCGGGCUGUACACGUACUGCAUCCGGAACCGCGUGAAAUUCGCCGCCAAGCACUUGAAAGUCGCCGGUAGUGCGUUGUUCCGACUGCCGUUAAUCUUUGUCGUGACGAUUGCCAUGGUGGGGGUGCAGUUGGCGUGGGGCGUCGCAUGGGUGGCUGGGACGUUUGGUCUGCUCAACCGAAUCGGGUACAUCGACAUCCCGGCCGCGUGCACCGACAACGUCGUGUCGUCCAAGACGGCGUGCAACGUGCAUAUCAACUACGGCGGCGUCGUGGGCAUCUUCUUCUUGAUGCUGUUCGUGUUCUUCUGGGGCGCGUUGGUCGUCGAGGGCAUCGUGGCCGUGACGGUCGCGGGGACUGUCGGCACGUGGCGCAACAACGUCGCGGCGCCGUGCAUCACCGUGUCGUCGUGGCUCCGCGCGUCGACGCUCAACCUCGGCAGCAUCUGCUUUGGGUCGUUGGCGGUCGCGAUCCUUGAAACGAUCCGCGCCGUGGUCGGCGUAGUCCAGUACAUUGCCGCUGCCGAGGGCAACUGCGUGCUUAGUUGCAUCGCGGGGUGCCUCCAGUGCAUCCUGUCUUGCAUUCAAGGAUGGAUGGAAGUGUUCAACCGGUACGCGUUCACGUACGUGGGGUUGCACGGGUUUAGCUUUGUCACGGCCGGCCGCCACGUCACCGACUUGUUUGCGUCCAAGGGAUGGACCGCGAUAGUCAACGACGACUUGGCGUCAUGGGUGUUCUUCCUCGGCAAUCUCGUCGUCGGCGCGCUCUCGGCAUGGAUCGGCCUCCACUUUGUCGACGAUAUCUCGUCCAAAGCUGUGUUUCCUGGCGUGGCCAAGCCAGAGUACUUGGUCGUGAUCAGUGCCUUCUUGAUUGGGUACAUUGUCAACAGUGUAUUCAUGACGGUCAUGGCGAGCGCUGUCACGACUGUGUUUGUGCUGUGGGCAGAGGACCCCCAAGGAUGGCAAUUGACCCAUCCCGAUCAUUAUGCCCGCCUCCACGCCGCGUGGCUCCAAGUUCACCCGAACGAGUACAACGACGGCCACGGCAAAGCCACAACACCCGCCGCCGCCGUGUAAUGUCAUGUCUAUUUUUCUCGUGUGUGUUGUUGGUUGGCUGCUCUCGUUGACGUGGGCAGGAAGUAGUAAGUACAUAGUAUAUUGUGAAGAGACUUGCUGGAUUCGAGCGGUUGCAUGGAGCAUCCUCGUCCUCCAUAGCAAUCUCUCAUGUUGGUGACUGACGGCGGUAUGUGAGGUGUGUACGUUGACGAGAUGAUUGUUUCGCCAACUUGGUGCGCUACGGACGUACUGUAUGUACUAUGUUGGAUUCGAGCGGUUGCAUGGAGCAUCCUCGUCCUCCACAGCAAUCUCUCAUGUUGGUGACGGCGGUGUGUGAGGU
Aphanomyces astaci is the source of this 1977-nucleotide messenger RNA. RefSeq lists its product as hypothetical. The transcript is spliced from 2 exons. Gene Ontology annotation, molecular function: transmembrane transporter activity. The coding region runs from base 165 to 1658 and encodes 497 amino acids. Gene Ontology annotation, cellular component: membrane. The record is from RefSeq and is a predicted model, not a curated record. Lineage: Eukaryota; Oomycota; Saprolegniomycetes; Saprolegniales; Verrucalvaceae. Gene Ontology annotation, biological process: transmembrane transport.